Molecule: messenger RNA, 12997 nt
Organism: Mya arenaria
Lineage: Eukaryota; Metazoa; Mollusca; Bivalvia; Myida; Myidae
Exons: 80
Coding region: 701-12382 (3893 amino acids)
Biological process (GO): cell communication; cell-matrix adhesion
Cellular component (GO): membrane
Molecular function (GO): calcium ion binding
Source: RefSeq, a predicted model, not a curated record
UCGACUCGGUUGUUCUGGAACAGAGUUGUCCAUAGACGACUGCUACAGCAUAACGGGUGAACAAUGUUUGCAUAACCAGGACGUAGCCAUUGUUUGUUCUGCCUGUCCAAGUAGUGAAGAUUUUUAUUUUGGGGAAUUCCAAAAUAUCUCGGUGGUCAACAACGUGCAAGUGUAUCACGGACUGUGUGGCAACGGAACGUCCGAGUACGAGUUUGCGUAUACAUGUGCUACAGACGGUGUCUGGUAUCCCCGCAACAAUUCGUGCCGACAUUUAGAUAUUACCGACAUUCGGUUUACGGAUGGAUUAGGUUUAUACGAUGGUAUUGUGGAAGUGCUCGUAGGAGAUACAUGGGGAUCCACAUGCGACAACGAAUACACUUUAGCUAGAGUGGUUUGCAAUGCAAUAGGGGCUACCGUUCGAAGCUACGGUCCGAAAUAUUCAACCACACCGCCAUUUCUCGAUGGAUUGAUUUGCGAGAGAUUUGACAGCGGAAUAAACAGCUGCAGUUACAAUACAUUUGCUUCAUGUACUUACAAGAACUACGUUGCUUGCGAAGUGCGCCCACUGAAUAUCACAAACAUACGCCUUGCUGACGGGCCUGGAGAAAACGCAGGCAAAGUUGAGCUCUUCGUAGAUGGGCACUGGGGCAAAGUGUGUGAGAAUUCAUUCGACAUCAACGAUGCAAAGGUUCUGUGCUCUAUGUUAGGAGCAAGAACAACCGCUUAUCUCCUUGGGAACUUUUAUGGAAACGGAUCAGGACCAGCUUUGCUUAAUUAUUUGGGUUGUCGGGGAACGGAGAAUACUACCAACGAAUGUAGUUACGGGGCACCGUAUUAUUAUCGUCGUUACUCUUGGUAUACACAUGACUGCUAUCAAAGCGAUUCCGUGUCACUCAUAUGUACAGAUUGUGGCUUGAUAAGUACAACAGAUGGGCAAAUCAAAAGCUUCGACAACACAGCUAUGGAAUUAACUGUGCUGUGCAAUCCCGGAUACACAGUCAGUUACACGUGCCUUUCAAACGGAUCAUGGGUACCAAAUACAGUGAUAUGCUGCAAGAGUCUGAUAUCAAGAGUUGGCAAUGGACACCAAAUUUCUUUCAACUCAACCACAUUCAGAUCAACAGUGCUUUGUGACCCAGGCUAUAAUAUAGAAUAUACAUGUCACCAAAAUGGAACCUGGACGUCAGAGAAAAUAUGCUGUAGCAGUUUGAACAACAGAGUCAGUAAUGGACGCCACAUUUCCUUUAACUCAACCACAUUCAGAUCAACAGUGCUUUGUGACCCAGGCUAUAAUAUAGAAUAUACAUGCCAUCAAAAUGGAACCUGGACGUCAGACGAAAUAUGUUGUCCUGACCUUAAGAGUCCAAACGGCAAUAUACAUUCGUUCAACACCACAACAAUGACUGCCACCCUUUGGUGUUAUGCAGGCAUUUACAUGGAAAACACGUGUCUUAGCAAUGGAUCUUGGACGUCUGAUGAAAACUGUCCUAAUGUACUACAAGACGUUCGCCUAGUUGACGGAGUAGGCCUCUACGACGGACGAAUCGAAGUAUUGUACAACGGUACUUGGGGGACUAUUUGUAGAAACAACUACCGAUAUCAGAAUUCUGUUGUGAUCUGCAGAAUGCUAGGUGCUAGUCGGCAAGAGGAAACGACCCGAUUUGGUGCUGGAUCAGGUCCAAUUCAUUUUGAAAAUCUCUACUGUCAGGGAAGUGAAACAGAUUUGUCCCAGUGCACUGUAGAUGUGGAGCACACAUGUUCACAUUCAUUGGACGCCGGUGUGAUUUGUUACAAAUAUAGACGCCCUCUGAAUAUAACGGGCGUGCGGCUCGCCGAUGGCACCAGCAAAUAUGAUGGUCGAGUAGAACUGGAGGAAAACGGUGUUUGGGGAUUGGUUUGUCCUCAAUAUUUUGACUUUAAUGACGGGAACACAUUAUGCCGUAUGAUGAACAUGUCACUGCUGAAAUAUUUUACGGGAUCGAAACAUGGUCCAGGCAAUGGUCCUGUGAUGUUUGAUCACAUCGGUUGCAGCUCUUAUCAUAAUCACAUCAAGGACUGCACUUAUUACACACCGCUUAAGUAUUGCUAUUCUACUGACACCGUUUCGUUGCUUUGUUCAGAAUGCGGACCAGUUAACGAAUAUGGAACCGCCUCUUAUUCUGAGAACGGCACGCUAGCAACGAUAACGUGCUCUUACGACCACUAUACGAAAGAUCCUAUUGUUGAAUGCAUAAAUGGAAGCUGGUCGAAAUUGGGCGUGUGUGACUUUCAUGGCCCCCCGCUUAACAUAACGUCUGUCCGUCUUGUUGAUGGGGUCAAUGAAUAUGAAGGUCGAGUUGAGAUUGAAGUUAACGGAACAUACGGUACUAUUUGUGACAGUUUGUUUGAUCUUAACGAUGCAGAAACUAUUUGCCGAACAAUAAAUUCCAGCUGGGGAUCUAUAUAUUUUUUUACUCGAUCGAAAUAUGGGGAAGGUGCUGGUCCAAUAUAUAUUCAAAGACUCUUUUGUGACUCCACUUCUAAUUUGCUUGAACAUUGUAUAUAUCAUUCGCUGGGAGUUUGUGACCAUUCAAGAGAUGUUGGAAUCGUGUGUAGUGAAUGCGCACAGCCAUCUGUUUCACGCUGGGGGAUCGGUUACUUUACUUACAAUGACUCGGCGUUGUAUGCUGACUGUUCGUAUUAUAAAACAUACUUAGGUACUUUAAAAAUGACCUGUGAUCAGAAAACAAAGAAGUGGAUUACAGAAGGAGAAUGUCAACAAUAUAGUUCGCCUCUUGAGAUACAAGAUAUGCGUUUGGCAAACGGGCAGUCAGAAAGAGAAGGCAGAGUGGAAAUUAAGGUCUUUGACACUUGGGGUACAAUUUGCGAGAACGGAUUUGGCUUGGCUGAAGCAAAUGUUAUAUGUCACAUGAUUGGCUUUCCUCCUGCCCAGGCGGCUUAUGGAGUUGAUGCUUAUGGACAGGGGACUGGACCUAUCUUUGUCGACGAUCUUUCAUGUGGCCAAUUUGACACUCAUAUUAACAACUGUACUUACGUGACCUAUGAUGAUUGUACUCACCUGCAGGAUGUGGCAGUGAAAUGUACAGAAUGUGAUGACCCAAGACCGAUGAAUGGGUCAAUAAAUGGAACAGUCUUCAAAUUCAAAUCGGUUGUAGAGGUCGUUUGCGAAUAUGGAUAUUUUCUUCAGGGAGAACGAUUAAUUACCUGCCAAAGUGAUGCAACUUGGAGCGCUAGACCGGAGUGUCGACUUAUUGAUUGUGGUGACCCAUUGCCGGCGGAUGGUUACAUCAACGGUACAGAUUUUACUCUGGGUACCAAUAUUGAAGUCAUAUGUGACGAAGGAUACAAUAUUUCUGGGGAUUCGAUAAUAUCGUGCCAAGAAAAUCGCAGUUGGUCUGACAAUACAACAUGCAGUAUUAUCGAUUGUGGUGAACUGUAUGUCGAAAAUGCAGAUCUAGAUAAUUCCAACAGCACAACAUUUGGGAAAAUAUCUCUCGUUAGUUGCUUUGACGGAUACUUGCCAUCUGGUGCAACGCCAGUCGAGUGCCUCGCAUCGGGCGCCUGGGGCGAAACACCAUUUUGUGACAGACGAAACUGUAGUGACCCUACACCUUACCGAGGGCAAAGAAACGACACUAAAACUUCCUAUGGUACUGUAGUGUUGAUAACCUGUGAUGACGGUCUGAAUGUUGCCGGGAAUGCAGUCAUUGUUUGCCAGGCGAAUGGAACUUGGAGUGACAGACCCCUCUGUGAUACUUCAGAUUGCGGUCCACCAGUUAAAGCAAAUGGUCAAUAUAUGGGGAACACAACUACUGGAAGUAGCGCUACAGUUAUGUGUGACGAAGGUCACGACCUACUAGGACCAAGUGUCGUUUUCUGCGAUGUCCAAGGUUGGAAUGAAUCAGUCAGAUGCAUAAGACAGGAUUGUGGAAUUCUUAGUGUUGAAGAUGGAAUUGUGGUUUUAAAUGAGGGUACGCUUUUUGGUGACAGCGCUGAGAUCAGUUGUAGCACGGGCUACGAACUUAACGGUGACGCGCGCGUAACAUGUUUGGAUGGUAGGGAUUGGAGCGAUUAUCCAAACUGCACGAUCAUAGAUUGUGGCGAGAUCGACCAUCCAACAAAUGGUGCUUUGAUUGUCCCAGUGGCAUUUACAUAUGGUGCAAAUGUGAGUUUCCAGUGCAACGAUGGAUUCAUUCUUUCCGGCGAAUCUUUCAUCGUUUGUGGAAUAAGCGGAAGUUGGAAUGCAGAUCCCCCUGAAUGUGUACCUAAAUCUCCAAUUCACGGCCCGUGUGAAAACGUCAACUAUUGCCUAACACCAAACGCAUAUUGUGUAAAUGGUGCAUGCUCAUGCCAAACAGGCAUCUAUGAUGAACGAACUGACUCCUGCGAUAGAAUGCCACUGUUCCCAUUUGAUUCUGAUGAACCGGAAAACGUUUUGGUUUCAACCACAUGCAGUUCUGCCAUUACAUUUACUCCAGGAAUUCCCGUCUUUAAAAGAAUGCGAUACAGCUUAUUCGUUUGUUCCAGUGGACUCAUUAGUUUUGAUAGAGCUUACAACAAUCCUGUUCCACCUAAGAAAAAGAAAACAGAUGAACUUGCUGAUUUUUCAGUUAUUGCCCCUUAUUUUGCUGAAAUAGAUUUAAGGAGAUCCGAGUCGGUAACCUUCAGAAAAACGGAUGUUCUCAACGAUUAUCCUUAUAGCGAACUUCAGUUAAGUGACAUUGAAAGGGCAAAAGACAUAAUAAGGAAAAUUGAGGGAAUUGCAACUUUUGAGCCAAAGUUUUUGCUUGUUACCCAUUGGAAACGAAUGAUUCCAAAGCAAAGAACAUUCAUUGAAACAUCGGUUUCAUCCUUUCAACUCGUGCUCGUUUCCGAUGGUUUAUCUACAUACUUCAUUAACAUCUACCCUAAAGAUCUUAUGCAAUGGCAAACUGUUCCCAUAAGUAGAUCGUAUGGCAAUUCCAACCAACCUGUCGCUGUUUGGAUAGGCUACUCGGAUGAUGGCCGUGUCAGUCCACAGUCAAAGUCAUUCAAGGAAGAUGCCCUUCGGAUGGAUAUAAAAUCAAAAUCAAUAAUAUCUACUCCAAACAAUAGAUAUUUGGCGGUAGACGGAAUGCUUAUGAAACCGCUAACUAUUCCUGGAGACUGGCAAACUCACGAUGCCCUCGACUGUAUUCAUUGGUACAAUCAACACGUAGAAAACAAAGACAACUAUCAUCAUAUAAUGGCAAGCGCUAUGCCGCCAUGUCCGUGUGAUUUGACUCUAGCCCGAUUUGACCCAUGGUUCUGGAGGAUACGACGAAGUCUUAGAUGGCCAUGGUGGCAGAGCAAUACCGACGUAGAUCAUAAUGACAUCAUUUGUGUGGAUAUGUGGCAUAGACCGUAUUUUGACCCUUAUGGCAAGUCUUGUUGCUACAAACGCAGUACAUCGAAGUUUGUUGAAAUAACACCGAACUCUGGAGGGUUUCACCAUUAUCAUCCUGCCUUUUCACCACAAAAUCACUAUUUGUAUGACACAUUUAUGAAAGACAAAUGUUGCACGAAAUCGGAGUUCUGUGACCUGUAUUAUCAACUGCACCCGGUAGGCACGUGCUAUUCACGAUCGCCAUACAGACAAGGAAAUUUCUGGGGAGAUCCUCACAUCAGCACUCUGGAUAGAUAUAAUUUCACCUUUAAUGGCCUCGGCGAAUAUACCUUGCUUCUGAUUGAAACCGACUACGAAUGGUUUACUCUCCAAGCAAGAACGCAACGAGCAGUGAAAUUUGAUGGAAAUUUGACGGACGCUACAUUUUUCAGUGCAUUUGCCGCAACAGACCGUGUUAAUGCAUCCAUGCACGUUGAACUUAAUUCAGAAAAAAACGGUUUCGUAAUAUUCGGAAAUCAGAUUGAUCUUACGACACAGUACACGGCUGCACAAGACAACUUUGAAUUCGAUUCAUCUUCACUGAGUAUUUCUGAAAACAAUAAUUCUCUAAGAGUAACCUUUAAAGAAAGCGGAAUUUUGAUAGACAUAGGUUUGGGUGUACAAAUGUUAUCGUUGAGUACGAUUGUGCCUUCUAGAUUUGCUAACAAUACACGGGGUCUUUUGGGGAAUUUUGACGGAGACCCUUUCAACGAUUUAAUGUUUACAAACGGGACAAUACUUAACCCGUCUUCGAAUGAACGGGAAAUCUUCCACUAUGGCCAAAAUUGGGCUUUAACUGAAGAUUCAACGGAAUUUUUCUAUGAAGACGGAACAGGCCAUUCUGACUUUACCAAUGCAUCCUAUGUUCCUCGGUUUCUAUUCGAAAUCGACAACAUAACAAUGUCCUUGGCGAUUGAGGCUUGUGGAGAAACAUCCAGUCCAGAGUGCAUUUUCGACUUUGCGGCGACCUUAAAUCCCGAGUUGGCGCUAGACACAGGAAAUAAAAAGAACGUGGUCGACCAAGAUCAAAAGGAAAUAGAGGAAGUCAUGCCUGUUGUUGAAGGAUGUGGAGUUGUCAACACAACCGUAGGGCAAACUGUUUCCUGUGAAUUAACAUUGGAUGAAGACCUUGAUAUUGAGUUCUUAGGGAACGAGACUUUCGAUGCGGCAUUUGACAGAAAUCGGUCCACCAUUACAUACACACAGUCUAGGAAUAUGACAUCUGCUUUAAGAUACCAAGCCGUGAACCAGGGUGGUCGAACAUCAGUAGAGUACGCUAUUUCUGUCCUACUUUGUACAGGUUGCAGCGGACAUGGUUAUUGUACUACGGCCAUUCGAUCUGAAACUCGAAAUAUAUAUUUACGAAACAACGAAUGUACAUGCCAUACUGGAUAUGAUGGACCUAACUGCGAAAACGACUACGAUGGAUGUGCUGGGAAUCCUUGCUCCCUUGGUCGUGAGUGCACAGAUUUGUCUCCACAAGAGCAAGAAACACAAGGGAGAGGUUUCGUGUGUGGUGCAUGCCCUGAAGGAUAUACAACAACGGAAGGCGUGGAUGCUUGCCUUGAUAUUGACGAAUGUUCAACUAAUGAUACGUGUGAGCAGUUUUGCCUGAACACGGAGGGGAGUUUUACGUGUCUUUGUGGGAAUGGUUAUAGGCCAGAUAGUUCAAACGAUAGUAAAUGUCAAGACAUUAAUGAAUGUGAAGAAGAAUUGCACAACUGUACUCAUGUUUGCAACAACACUUACGGCGCUUUCAAGUGUGACUGUAGAGCAGGAUACGAAUUAGAUGUUACUACACAGCUGUGCACAAAAGGACUAUGGGACCCUUGCAGAUCCACAGAUUUAGACUGCAGAAAUACAUCGGGAUGCACAUUAGACGCCAAUGAUAAUCCAACAUGCUUUUGUGGGACAGGUUUUGAAUUAAAUGCCACCGGAAAGGAAUGCAUAGAUAUUAACGAAUGUGAGAGAAAUGUUUGCUCCCAGGAAUGCACCAACUUCAUUGGUGGCUUUCAAUGCAGCUGUAUAGAUGGAUAUAUGCUCGAAGGCGUUUCAACAUGCACAGAAUGUGAAGAUUCCUAUUGGGGCCAUAAGUGCAACAAUACGUGUGACUGCAACGACAGGGGGACAGUUGAAUGCAGCCCUUACAGAGGAUGUGUUUGUGAGCCAGGAUGGAGCGGAAGCGCAUGUGAUGAUGACGUCAAUGAGUGUGUGGUAGAACAAAACAUCUGCGCAGACGUACUUAAACUGUGCACAAAUGCUGUUGGGUCUUACAGUUGUCAUUGUAUAGACGGUUUUCAAAAGGAUCAGACAGGGUCGUGCAUUGAUGCCAAUGAAUGUGAUAACCCGUCGUUGAAUAAUUGCUCACAUGACUGUUCAAAUACCAUAGGAAGCUACAGCUGCAGUUGUCGACCUGGAUAUAAAUUAAUGAAUUCGUUAUGCCAAGAUAUCAAUGAAUGUACACUCGGACUAGCGACUUGUGAACAGAUGUGUGAAAACAAGCCUGGUACCUACAACUGCUACUGCCACUUUGGCUACAAACUUAACGACGAUCGCCGCACUUGUACAAAAGUUUCUGACCCGUGCAAGACUUUGUCCAAUUUGACAUGUUCUGGUUAUUGCGUGGUGAAUAAUAAUAUCACUGAGUGUCGAUGUCAACAUGGGUUUGUGCUUGGGGAGGACGAUCAAAGGUGUUUCGAUGUUGAUGAAUGUCAAGGUAGUACAACCAACAUGUGUGACCCAGUUUCCCGUUGCAUCAAUACCGAAGGAUCGUAUGUCUGUGAAUGUCCCGUAGGAACACGACUGGAAAAUGAUGGUCGAACAUGCUCCGAAUGUGAUGAAUAUCACUUCGGGCGAAACUGUUUGCAGGAAUGUAAUUGCAUUAAAGGAGUGUGUAACAGUACACUUGGCUGCGUUUGUGACGAUGGUUGGACAGGUCCUAACUGUGAUGUGGAUGAAGACGAAUGUGAUUUACAAGCUUUCACUUGCACAAUGCCUAAUAUGCAUUGCGUGAACCUACCUGGAACUGCUUCGUGUCAAUGCUUAGCGGGGUAUCACACGGACCAAACGUCCGGCGGCUGCAUUGAUUUUAAUGAGUGUCUUGACGUUUUAACUCAUGACUGUGCCCAGAUCUGUACAAACACGAACGGAAGUUACGAAUGCUCUUGUCGAGCAGGAUUUAAUCAAAACGGAAAACAAUGCACAGAUAUUGAUGAAUGCCAAGGCUUGCGUGGCUGUGAGCAGAAAUGUGAAAACACAUUGGGUAGCUACAGAUGCUCUUGCAGCGAGGGAUACAAACUUGAUCUUCUUGAUCGGCAUUCGUGCAUGCCGGAAACGGAGUGCAAUACGGACCAAUAUUCUACUUGCCCACAAAAUUCCACGUGUGUCGUUGCAAGUGGAGAUGUGAUGUGUAAAUGUCCAAAAGGAUAUAGUAACACAAGUACACACGUGUGUGCAGACGUCAAUGAGUGCGUUGACAACAAACACAACUGCAUGCAAAUGUGUUCUAAUAUUGAUGGCGGAUAUGAUUGCUUGUGUCGAAGCGGGUUCUACCUAUUAUCCGACGGGGUUUCCUGUGGCGAAUGCCGUCCAUGGAGAUACGGCUCCAACUGUGAUUCGUCAUGCUCUUGCUUAAAAGACAGCUCCAUAUCGUGCAACAAAACGUCCGGAGAAUGUGAGUGCAAACCCGGAUGGACCGGUGAGAAUUGCGCACAAAACAUUGAUGAAUGUUCACUCGGCACCUUCCAGUUGUGUCCUAACAAUUCACAAUGCGUAGAUACCUCAGGAAGUUUUGUUUGCAAAUGUAAUACCGGGUUUUCGAAAAAUGGCUACGGAAAAUGCGAAGAAUGUCAGCAUGGUCGCUUUGGAGCCGGUUGUGGACACACAUGUGGGUGUUACAUGCAUCAUACUGAACGUUGCGAUUACGUAACGGGACAUUGCACGUGUGAUAAAGGUUGGAGAGGCGUCACCUGCGAGGAAGACGACAAUGAAUGUAACGAUACUAAUGCAUGUCCUCGAAAUUCGGAUUGCGUGAACACCAUGGGUAGCUUUGAAUGUAAUUGUCACAUCGGAUUCAAGAAAAGGCGCGCUCUCGGAGAGGAGUGUAUAAAAUGUUACGAUUUCACCUAUGGUGGAAAUUGCAAUGAGGUAUGCACAUGUACAGAGGAACAUUCAACAGGUUGUGACAGCAUAAACGGUAGUUGCUUCUGUAUGCAGGGCUGGCAAGGAGAGACGUGCUCAGAAGAUGUCGAUGAAUGUCGAGAUCCCAGCUUAUGUGACAGUAAAGCUAAUAACCACUGCGUCAACUUGAUUGGGUCAUACGAAUGUUUAUGUAAUGCUGGUUAUAGCGUGCAUAAUGGCGAUUGUAAAGAUGUUAACGAGUGCCUGACAGAGAAUCUUAGCGCAUGCGAUAAACGUGCCAGGUGUAAAAACACGGAUGGAAGUUACACGUGCGAGUGCCCAGCUGGCACGAACCUUCACGACGUUGGACGCAGUUGUAUAGACUGUGAAGAUAAUUACUUCGGAUAUAACUGUUCAAACAUUUGCGACUGCACGCAUGGAUCUUGUAACAAAACAUCAGGGUGCCAUUGUAAUGAUGGCUGGACAGGACCACAGUGCAAUAUUGACGUUAAUGAAUGUGACCUUGGCUUACUGGAAUGUGAAGAACCAAACGCUAUAUGUAACAACACAAAAGGAAGUGCAGACUGUGUGUGUAAAGCAGGGUAUAAACGAAAUCAGACAAGUGGUCAAUGUGAAGAUAUUGAAGAAUGCAAAGACGAUGCAUUUAAUACAUGUGGUCAUAUAUGCUCUAACACUCCCGGGAGAUACGUAUGUAGUUGUUAUGAUGGUUACAGAUAUGUCAGUGCAAACAACACGUGUGCAGAUGUCAACGAAUGCGCCACAAGUAUCUUAAACCAAUGCGACCACAAAUGUGAUAACAACGAAGGAGGGUAUUUAUGUGAAUGCGAUCAAGGCUUUUCACUAGAUGCAGCUGACAACAAAAGAUGCAUUCCCAUUACGGAAUGUUCUGAGGAGGAUGUUACCGCCUGCCCAGCAUUUUCAGUUUGCUACAGAAAUGAAACAGAACUUGACUGCCGAUGUAAUAAUGGUUACGCCAAAAACUCCACUGGAUUUUGCACUGAUAUGGACGAAUGUGAAGAGGAAAGAAAUCCCUGUGACCAGCAGUGUAAUAACACUGAAGGCGGUUUCAUCUGCAGCUGUGAAAGGGGCUUUAAACUUGUCCAUAAUACACAAUGCGACGAAUGUGAUACCUUUACAUUCGGUUCCAAUUGUGCAUCCCCAUGCACUUGUGAACAAAGCAACGCCGAAUCAUGUGACCCCGUCAACGGUACCUGUACUUGCUCAGUGGGUUGGAUGGGUGAAAACUGUACACAGGAUCUAAACGAAUGUGAAAAGGAGAUAUUCGAUUGUCCUGAGCAUUCCCAUUGUGAUAACACUGUUGGAAGCCAUACUUGUCAAUGUAAUAUCGGCUAUAUUAACAUCCAAGGCGGCUCCUGUGAAAUGUGUGGAGCUUUCCGAUAUGGUGACUCCUGUGCAGAGCAGUGUCCCUGCUCUUCUACCACUGCGGAGGCAUGCGACCACGUGUCAGGAAACUGUACAUGCAAAUCGAACUGGCAAGGAACACAUUGCGAUAAAGAUGUGGACGAAUGUAGCUUUUCUGGCAAUGUAUGCUCAGAGAAGAUUCACUCUUCAUGCAGCAACACCGCCGGCUCUUUUAUCUGUACAUGUGACUCUGGUUUUUCGGAUCUAAAUGGUAUAUGUGAAGAUAUUGACGAGUGUCAAAAUAGUCCCUGUGACGAGGGUGUUACCUGUGAAAAUACAGAAGGUUCUUUCCGGUGUCUUUGUCCACAAGGAAAAAAGCUGCUCAACGAAACAUCUUGUCAAGAUUGCAACAACAACACGUUCGGUAAUGGCUGUAAUGGCCAGUGCAACUGCACACAAGAAAAUAGUGAGACUGCAGAUCAGUCAUGUGACACGGUGACUGGAUCUUGUUUGUGUAACCCGCACUGGACUGGGCGAUUUUGCGAAAUGGAUGUUAAUGAAUGUGUUACUUCCGGUAUAUGCACAGAAGCUAACACGGGUUGCCGAAAUAUUCAUGGAGGGUUUCUUUGUGACUGCCUUCGUGGGUUCACUAUUAAUAGUGAAACUGGGCAUUGCGAAUAUGUUUUACCAAGUACAUCAGAAUUGCCUGAAGAUGAGAUUAGUGUAAAUCUUACUCUGAGUUUGGGGGUUGAAUUGGCACCAGGGACUGACCUGGCCGUUCAGACUGUUUUUGACAAGAUUGCUGAGAAAGUGGAAAAAUCGAUCAGAAAACACUUCUCGAAAUACAUAUCAGUACAGUUUACAAUCCUCAUAAAUGAUCUCAGCGUUGGAAGCGUCAACGUCAAGUACACAAUAAUUUUCAAGAAGAACUCCGACGCCGCUAUAGACAUUUUUAAAGCCGUGAUGGACAUUGGAUCUGUUACAGAGAUAGAGUAUGAAGGCAGAAAUGUUACAGCACUAUCAACAGAAUCCUACUCCAGUGACAAGACAUGUGAGUUUUAUGAAACAAAACUCGGUGGUUGCGGUUCAGGAUUUGAGUGCAUAAGUAAUGCUGGUGAACCUACUUGUAGAGAAAUGUCUGACACAGACAACUAUACGCUUGUCGUUGGUGUGGCAGUUGGCCUGAGCGUCUUUCUUGUGACUGUUUUCGUAACGUUGACGGCCAUUGUUGUUUACAACAGGAAUCGCAAGGAACAUUUGAAAAAUCUUCGAGGAGGCGAAUCAAUAUCAUCAUUUGAUAAACAGAAGUCGCAAUACUGGCCACCUUGGAGAAAGGGCAAUGACAAGGAAUCAAGGUACAGUAACUGGAUGUCUCUAGCGCUCAGAUUCGGAAAAGAAAAUCAGUUUGACACACCGUAUCAUCUGCCCCGUGCUCACACCGACCAUGGCUCCAACGAAGGGGGCGCCCAGUAUUAAGCGCGAGGGAAUAUAUUGGGACGAAUAUUAUUGUGUGACAUGAUAUGAAAGCAUGAGAGACAUAGAGUUUUAAAUUCAGUAUACAUAAUUUUUGUUGCAUGCUUGGUUUCUUUGUGUGUGUGAUAUAAUUUCACCAUGCAACCUUAAAAUGCUGACACAGAACUCUUAUGUUGAAAAUAUGUUUAAAAUGCGCUUAUUUUGCCUUCUUUAGAUGUGUUUUUUCAGGUAUCGUUAUUUUCAUGGAUUAUGUUUUAUGAUGUAAUUAAAUUCAAUCUGGAUCUACUAAUUGGUAGAAUAACCUUUCAUAUUUUGGAUACACAUUUUUUAUGUUGUUUUAGAAGAAGCCUUACUUUAUAUGAAUAUAUUUAACGGUAAAUACAUUCUGCACAAUAAUUAAUAACAUUUCAUACCUUUGAAUAUGUAAAUUUAUCACAUGUCAUAUUUAAUUUCCGGUUAAACAUCACAUUUACAUAUUUUUCUGUAUUGCACAAGUGUAAUAUAACGUUGUUCAAUUUCUAUUGGUCAGAAAAUGCACCACUCUGCAUGCUUGUUGCAACUUAAUUGCAAAACCUUAUUAUAUGCGGGAGAUUUAUUUGAAUAAAGUAGAAGCUUAAA